UCGAUUCAUAGUCUCGGCAGCGGCGAACAUUUUCAAUUGAAAACAAUUCGAACAGAAAAAUUCGCUAUGGCAAUCUCUCUUUGUGCGAUUGUUGAAUUUUUUGCUCAUUGAGUCAUGCGAUUCGUACGUACCAGUCUUUGUGUUGUUGUCGUUUAGUAAUGAGAGUAAAAAUGCAUUCAGUUCUAAUCGACGUGUUCACGAAAGAAGGUCGAAAAUGACGAUUAAGUUGGAGAUGAUGUGGGGUUGUAAAAAUCUGUUCCAAUACCUCGCCAUGGUUUCGGGUACCUUCUCGACUAUUUGCAGCGGAAUGCACUACGGAUGGCCCUCGCCCUCUUUGCCCAAGUUGGAAGGCUGGGUGGACAACGAGGAGGGCUCCUGGAUGGCCGUGAUGCCGUUGGUUGGCGCAGUGUGCGGCUCGCUCUGUGGUGCUUACAUCGUCGACAUCAUCGGAAGAAAGAAGACCUUGCUCUUCGCGAUGUUUCCGUUCUUCACCGCCUGGAUGCUGGUCGCGUACGGCAAGUCGUUCGCCGUCCUCAUGGUCGCGCGACUUCUCGCCGGAAUCGCGGACGGUCUGACUUUCACCGCCCUCCCCAUUUACCUCGGCGAGAUUUCCGAUCCGAAAAUUCGCGGACUGCUCGGCUCGAGCGUCUCGGUGACCUGGAUUUUCGGCAUAAUGCUCAUCAACGCGAUCGGAUCGUACUUGGAGAUAUCGCUGACGGCCCUGAUAUCGUCCGCAUUUCCCGCCUUGUGCUUCGUGACCUUCAUCUGGAUGCCCGAAACUCCCUACUUUCUUCUGAUGAAGGGGCAGGAAUCGGAGGCGCGCAGAAGUCUGCGAAUUUUCAACGGCAAACAGGAGGUCGAAAGAGAGCUAGAGGUAAUGGCCGAAGAAGUCAAAGAGCACAACGCGUCCAACGGAAAAUGGCUGAACCUAUUCGUGGUCCCGAGCAACCGCAAGGCGCUCUACGUUAUGAUGGGAACGCGCGGAUUUCAGCAGCUCGCCGGAGUUUCCGCGAUCACCUUCUACGCGUACUCCAUCUUCGACAACGUCGGCGAUCUGGUAUCACCAAGCGUUGCCUCAAUUAUCUACUUCACAAUACAAGUAGUAGUGUGCACGUGCUGUUCCGUAAUCGUCGACCGAACGGGACGUCGGCCGCUACUCAUAAUCUCAAUCACCGGCUCGGGAAUCGCGCUACUCGUCAAGGCCAUUUACUUCCUCAUAAAGGAAGAAACCGAAAUUGACGUGGACGACUACAGUGUCAUCCCGAUCAUUGCGAUGAUCGCCUUCGUUCUCAUCUUCAGCAUCGGAAUGCAGAGCAUACCGAUCCUUCUCCUCGGCGAGAUCUUUCCGACGGACGUCAAGGCCUUCGCCGUCUGUUUCGCCGACAUCUACUUCAGCUUGGUCGCGACCAUCGUGUCCAAGUUUUUCCAAAUUACCAAGGACAACUACGGAUUGCACGUGCCGUUCUUCGCCUUCUCCGGUUUCUGUUUUUUGGGACUGCUCUUUAUGUACCACGUCGUUCCGGAGACGAACGGAAAGACCUUGGAAGAAAUUCAGCAGUGCUUUAGAGGGAAGGAUUCUAAGGAGACGACGGAGGAGUAUCGAAAAAACCCAGAAAUUUAAGUGAAAUGUCGUUGACCGACAGUAUUUUUGUAAACGGAUCUAGUUAACAUGUAAUCAAUUAUUUAAAUAAAGUAGGUAGCUUUUGUA
Photinus pyralis (common eastern firefly) is the source of this 1708-nucleotide messenger RNA. RefSeq names its product facilitated trehalose transporter Tret1-like. Lineage: Eukaryota; Metazoa; Arthropoda; Insecta; Coleoptera; Lampyridae. Gene Ontology annotation, cellular component: membrane. The transcript has 2 exons. The record is from RefSeq and is a predicted model, not a curated record. The coding region runs from base 215 to 1621 and encodes 468 amino acids. Gene Ontology annotation, molecular function: sugar transmembrane transporter activity. Gene Ontology annotation, biological process: transmembrane transport; carbohydrate transport.